UCCGACGCGGGGGCGCUGCCCAUCGGUGACGGCGCAGUGAGCUGACGUGUUGUUGCAGGCCGCAGCAGGACAUUUCGGAAGGGAAUUUUGAAGUUGUCGGGUUAGCUGAGAGCUUAAAAGCUGGUGUAGGUGCGUAGUUGCGUGAACGAAGGGACGAGGCAGCAUGCCGAAAAACUGUUCGGCGCCGCUGUGUCCGUCAACACAGAGGACAAGCGUCGGUGUGACCUACCACGAGCUCCCGUCAAACAAAACUGUUCGUGAUGCCUGGCUUGCUGCAUUAUCACGGGAACAGAGUGGGUGCCAGCGUCUCGGUCUACAAUUUGUUCCCUUCACUUUAAAGAAAGUGACUUCAAGACUGGCGUGAAGAAGCGCAUCUUACUGCCGACGGCGGUUCCAUCGGUGUUUCCGGCGUAUCCCGCUCACAAGCAGCCGGUAGAGCCUGCAACGAAGCGAAGGACGCUCGUGCGCCAGGAACCACAUGAGCGCAACGAAACCUCCACGGCGGUGUCGACAACCGACGUUAAUGACGACUGGGCCUCCUGCGUUACUGUCGAAUGGGACCCUAUCCCUCCAGCUGCAAAUACAGACGCUGGGACGCAGACAACGUUUGACAUGCAGGGCUUCCUGAAAGACACAGACCGGACGCUACAUCGCAUGAAAGUGCAAUUCAGCAGGCAGAACGAGAGACUGCGCGCGAUGCAAGCUGAAAGAGAUGAUGCACUUCGAAAAGCAGCACUGUAUGAAAGCGACAAGCGCAUCCAUGCGUUCAUCGAACUGUUGGAAUCUGAAGACGACAAAACUGCAAUGUUCAUUGUGCAACAAGUGGAAAACUUCGGCAAAAGGCAACCCGCUUGGAACGAAAAAAUCAUUCGCGAGUGUGUCCUUUGGAAGGCAUGUUCACCGAAGGGUUACCAACUUGUGAAAGAUCGAGAACUUCUGAAGCUACCAUCGAGGUCCACGUUGCAGAAAUUCGUUGGACCUGCAUGCGGCGAAGCAGGGGUAACACCAUUGAUCAUUCAGCGUCUGAAAGUAGAAAUGGAAGACCUGAAGGGUGAUCAUGGUGUCUACUGCUCCUUGGUGCUUGACGAAAUGUCUAUCCAAGAGAGGGUCAUCUAUGACAAGCACCUGACAAGAUCUUCGGUUUUGUUGAAGAUGGGAAGGAUGGACAGGAACCUCGGCAACCUCAAGUGGCGAACCGAUUGCUUUGUUUUGUCCUCAGAGGACUCGCAAGAUCCUAUGUCAUUCCGGUAGGCUAUUUUUUCACAAAAUGCCUGAAGCACGACCAGCUACUCCACAUUGUAUUAGAUGUGAUGAAGGCCGUUGAAGACACCGGAUUUCGCAUUGUUCGUGUUGUGGCCGAUAACCACAAGACGAACGUUGCACUUUUCAAGCAUCUGGCUGGCGGGGAACUCCAUCACGUAACUGCACAUCCACUGCGACAAGUUGAUCCCCUGUUCCUGUCAUUCGACCCAAAUCAUCUCAUCAAGAACCUGCGAACCUGUCUCCUGGAAAGAGAAAUGACAGAUGGCAGAGAAUUACUCCAGGGAGGCUUGUACCUACGUGAACUUCUUAAGCUGCAGAAGGAUCUACUAAUUAAGUCAGUUAGAUGCCUCAGCAGAGCACAUGUUGCUCCCACUAAUCUGGAGAAGAUGAAAGUGAAGAGAGCAGUAGCCGUGUUCUCACAACCUGUGAUAACAGCCCUGGAGUUCCUGAAAAACAACCCACGUUCUCAUGCCAAAGCACACUUGUUUAAGGAUUGCGAGGCAACAGUUAGGUUCAUGACAAUCAUCAACCGUUGGUAUAAACUGCAUGAUAUAGGACAUCGACAUGCACAAGAGUAUGACAGAAAGCCUUUCACAAGCACUGAAGAUGGAAGGUUGGUCUGGCUGGAUGUCAGUUUCCAGCAGUACUUCAGCGACAUGAAAGCGGCCUGUGCACAUUCGCAGCGUCAGUUUCUCGCCCGGGAAACGUUCUCUGCAACCGUGAUGACAACUCGAUCGACCACAGCUGUCAUCGAAUACCUGCUGGAAGACUUAAAGUUCGACUACGUCCUGACCUAAGCAUUCAACAGUGACCCGAUAGAAUCACUGUUCAGCUGCUUUCGACAGUUCAACGGGGGCAACGAUAAAGUGGAUGCAUGGUCUGCAGUUCUGACUGCAGAGAAACUUCUGAAGGUGGGGAUACUGCAGGCCGCCAAGGAAGGAAAUUCACCCGCCCACUAUGAAUGCCGCCUGCCCCUAACACCUGCUCGUCACGCUGGGACUGCUGCGGACAACAUUGUUCUAAGUCAGGAAGCUGUCUCUCACCUUCAGGGACUUCAGUCUAUUCCACUGUCAUGUGAGCUCCCCGGAACUGUGGAAUAUGCAUCAUACGCUUACAUGUGCGGGUAUAUUCUUCGUGUGUGUCAAAAUAAGGUUUCCUGUGACAAUUGCAAAAGCAUGCUUUCGGGCACAACACCGUCUCGGUGCGGCGUGUACGGGCUCAUACACGGCCUCGACAAUGGUGGCCUGAUUUAUCCGAGGCCCGAAAAUGUGAUGGUGUGCAAGAUUAUUUGUGACUUUGUGGUUGCCGUGCUGAAGGACUCACAAGUACGCAAACAUGGAAGCCUGGGUCUCCUGCUUCUGAGCAUGUUGCAAGAACCCCUUCAGAAAUGUCCUGUGAUGUGCUGCUCCGAACAAGCAAAAUAUGAUGCCUCUCAUAAUUAGCAGCUCUGCAAAAUGUUUCUCCACAAGCUCAUCAGACCAGUCCUGUCGAAUUGGUGCGGAAACCUGAAUGAGAGUGUUCAGCGUGUUGUCAGGCUCCUGCACAAGCCUCUGUCAAGAAAGGUCUUAAGAAUAUAGAUGAAAUGCCCAGCAUGAUGUAAUGUUAGCGUGUAGUGAUGCGUUUGUCCCUGAUUUGUAAAUUCCCCAGGUUCUGUAAAUAAAAAGAAAAUAAUAAAGUGAGUCAAACAAACA
Molecule: messenger RNA, 2954 nt
Organism: Ornithodoros turicata
Lineage: Eukaryota; Metazoa; Arthropoda; Arachnida; Ixodida; Argasidae
Exons: 3
Coding region: 1311-2060 (249 amino acids)
Source: RefSeq, a predicted model, not a curated record